This is a messenger RNA of Artibeus jamaicensis (Jamaican fruit-eating bat), 3672 nucleotides long. RefSeq names its product cathepsin K (gene CTSK). Gene Ontology annotation, biological process: immune response. The transcript is spliced from 8 exons. Bases 2016 to 3005 code for a protein of 329 amino acids. Gene Ontology annotation, molecular function: cysteine-type endopeptidase activity. NCBI's taxonomy places the organism in Eukaryota, Metazoa, Chordata, Mammalia, Chiroptera, Phyllostomidae. Gene Ontology annotation, cellular component: lysosome. The record is from RefSeq and is a predicted model, not a curated record.
AUAAGUGUGGAUACAGGUUACUGCCAUCACUCUCUGCCUUCCUCAGGUAACAGUCAUGUGUAUCAGCUUUUUUAAAAAAAAUUGGCUCAGGCCAGUAUCUUAAGUGCAAGAGUAAUUAGUAAGGAGAAGACAUUUUAAAUGUAGCCAUAGGGGACUGAGGAGCAUAGAUGGCCUUGGAGAGGCUGAGAGAAGGUCAUGGGGUUUCCCUCCCUUUUGUCUCAAGUCUGGUGCCAGGUAGUGGAGUGGAAAAGGAAACAGUUUAUUUUUUUAUUCUAUGUGCACACAUACAGUAUACAUAUAUAUAUUUAUAUUACAAUGUUAAGAAACCAAAAAGUUGAGUUUCCAAUGAAAUCCUUGUUUUUAAUAAUCGCCUGUUUUUAAAUGUGAUCAGGACUAUAAUAUUGUACAGUUAUGAGGGCUUUGGGGAGGGGAGGGAGAAGAUGCUCUGGGGGUUUUUGCUUUUCCUUCAGGGUUUUAUUUUUGAUUGUUUUUUUUCUUUGUUGGCCAUUUCUGUACUGCUGGCAUCUCUGCUGAGCCUUACAGUGGCAAAAAUAAUGACAUGUAGCAAGUAUUUUAAAACAAAAUAUUUUUCCUUUUGUAAACUUUGUGUUGUGUCAUCUUAAUUGCGGCUUUAUUAUUCCUUUGCAGCUCAUAAACAACAAACCCUCACAACUAGUUGAACCCAUAGCUUUAGCUCCAGAUAUACAAACAUUAAGCACAACAUAUCUGUAAUUUCACAUGUGGGGAGAUCAUAAGGCUCUGAUCACUCAGCAUUCCUUGGUUGUCCUCCUGAUACUGACUCAUUCUCAGUGAAAUCAGCAGGGACAUCUGACCAUGGCAUGGGGGUUGGGAUUGCCCAAGUCCUCAGGAGGGGAGAAUUAGGAUUUGAGACCAGUCGGGCACAUCUGGAUCUAUUCCCUCCGCGUGUUCUCUUCUGGAUGAAAAGGAAUUAGGGAUGGGGAAAUUUAAAUUAUUCAGGUCUGGACCUGGGUUCCCUCUAGGUUCAUUAGCAAAUCUUAAAACACAUAGGUAUAAAUCUGUGUUCUUGAGACUCUAUUGUAUGUAAUCCAGCCAGAAACAGAAUCUACAUCCUGCAUAUUGUCCUUUCAAUUCCAAGGACCCUCUUUUCUUCUUCCCCCACAUCUGUGUAUGGAGUUUGGGAGUGUGGCCUAGGGACUGAACUAGACUCAUCAGUCACAUGCCUGGAUAUUGGGGGAAGUAUGUGGACGAGCUCAUGACCUGAGGUGGGGAUUUCAGUAAUUGAGAUGGAUAAUGUGCAUCAGGCAUUUUAUCAUCAGAGUUUUAGCAAAAAAGAAGUCACAUGUGAGUCACAUGGCAUUGAUUCAUGUGCUGUCAUAAAUUACCAAGAGUACAGUUUUUGGUUACUUUUAAAACCGGUUUCACCUGGAUUUUCUGGGCAUAUCCUUCCUCAGCAAAUUUAGGCUGGAAGAGCUGGCUGUUCCUGUGUGUGGAAGAAAGGACAACGGUUAGCCAACAAGCUUAUAAAAUAUAAAUUAUUUCGGGGCCCAUGAUUUCUCUUAUUUGCAUAUGGUCUUCUAGCCUUUUGUGUUUAUUACCUCGUCUCUGAUGUGAGUGUUAGGCAAAUUCAAAAGCAAAUUUCAAAGUUGGAGAGACGGAUAACAGGAAAAGAUAUAAUCCCCCAAUAUAAUAUGUAAAAGAAUGGGAGAGACCAGGACUGUGUCCUCUAGCCACCAAGCCCCAACUUGAAUAAUGUGUAUUGAGGUCUAUUUUUGUCUCCCCUGGAAGACAAAUCACCCUGGCUCACACACUCCCGCAUGCAUACAGAACCUGCAGAUUCACUGCCUCCUUCCCUCCUCCCUAAUCCCCCUUCUCAGCAUUUCUAUCUCCGCCUCCCUUCCCUAUCCAAAUUUUCCAGCCAGCAGCUGAGACUGACUUCCGCAAUUCCGAUGGAAUAAAUCCAGCACUCCCAGUCGCCGACAUUAUCCACACUGCCCUGCGGAACGGAACCCAGAGAGCAGAUCCCCAGCAGCAGGAUGUGGGGGCUCAAGUUUCUGCUGUUGCUGCCGGUGAGCUUUGCUCUAUACCCUGAGGAGAUACUGGACACCCAGUGGGAGCAAUGGAAGAAGACCUACAGGAAGCAGUAUAACAGCAAGGUGGAUGAGAUCUCUCGGCGUUUAAUUUGGGAAAAAAACCUGAAGCAUAUUUCCAUCCAUAAUCUUGAGGCCUCUCUUGGCGUCCAUACAUAUGAACUGGCCAUGAACCACUUGGGGGACAUGACCAGUGACGAGGUGGUUCAGAAGAUGACUGGACUCAAAGUGCCCCCCUCUCAUUCCCGCAGUAAUGACACCCGCUAUGUCCCCGACUGGGAAGGCAAAGUCCCGGACUCCAUUGACUAUCGAAAGAAGGGAUAUGUUACUCCUGUCAAAAAUCAGGGUCAGUGUGGUUCCUGUUGGGCUUUUAGCUCUGUUGGUGCCCUGGAGGGCCAGCUGAAGAAGAAAACUGGCAAACUCUUAAAUCUGAGUCCCCAGAACUUGGUGGACUGCGUGUCUGAGAACGAUGGCUGCGGAGGCGGCUACAUGACCAAUGCCUUCCACUACGUGCAGAAGAAUCGGGGCAUUGACUCUGAGGAUGCCUACCCAUACGUGGGAGAGGAUGAAAGUUGUAUGUACAACCCAACAGGCAAGGCAGCUAAGUGCAGAGGCUACAAAGAGAUCCCUGAGGGGAACGAGAAAGCCCUGAAGAGGGCAGUGGCCCGAGUGGGACCCAUCUCUGUGGCCAUCGAUGCAAGCCUGACUUCCUUUCAGUUUUACAGCAAAGGUGUGUAUUAUGAUGAAAACUGCAAUAGUGACAAUCUGAACCACGCAGUUCUGGCAGUGGGAUAUGGGAUCCAGAAAGGAAAAAAGCACUGGAUAAUUAAAAACAGCUGGGGAGAAAAUUGGGGAAACAAAGGCUACAUCCUAAUGGCCCGGAAUAAGAACAACGCUUGUGGCAUUGCCAACCUGGCCAGCUUCCCCAAGAUGUGACUUCAGCCAGCCAACCCCAUCGUGCUCUUCUGCUCCUUCCAUGAUGGUGCAGCGAAGUGAUGCACUUUGGAAGGGAGUUGGUGUGCCCUUCUUGAAGCAGAUGUAGUGCUACAGAGAUUGUCUGUUCAGUCUCCCCAUUUGUUUGUGCUUCAGGGGACACUCCUAGACUGCUUUCCUUCUCUCCACCCAAGGCCUGUAUUUUUCACUGUGGCCGCAGUAGGAAUUUUCCUAACAGCUGUGCAUCCUUAGACUAGAGAUGUGACCACAGCCUGCCUUGGCCCCGUUGUCCUGGGGCUGCGGCUGUGCAGAUAGGUAGACGACAGAGAUCAUCAGGCCGAUGCUCGUUCACAGGGCCCAGGUGGCUUCAACCAUCGUGGGGGGCUAAGGUGAUCUGACUUGUCAAUCUACAAGUUCACUUCUUCUGUAUCCCAAGGUAGAAAUACCUAUGUUUUAUACCUGAUUCAUAAAUCUAUUCAUCAGGUUUUGGUGCAAGUUAACAUGAUACAGGAAAUGUGUUUCCUUUUUCCUUCUUUGCAUAUUUAAAGUGAACCAAGUAUUUAUCUUUUGUCUCUAACUUAAUAAUUAGCUGUUUUGUAACCACUCAUUUUGUGUCGGAUACUGUGCUAGGUGCUGGAGACAAAAAGGCAAAUAAAAUGUAUCCGUUAUA